AUGAGUAUUCGGUCCAAAAACUUGAACUCUGUAUUCUAUGCAGAUUCGUACCAUCCUAUUCAAGCUGGAAGCAUCGACGGGACCGAUGUUGUUCCUCACGACAAUGCCGUUUAUCGUGCUCAACUCUGUUCCUCUAUUGGCCUCUAUGACCCACUUGGUGAUCCUAAGGCCACUGGAGACCCUUACUGCACUCUCUUCGUUGCACGUCUCUCUCGCCUCACCACCCAAGAUACUCUCCACAAGGUUAUGAGUAAGUAUGGCCAGGUGAAGAACUUGCGCUUGGUCAGGGACAUUGUGACUGGAGCUUCUCGUGGUUAUGGCUUUGUUGAAUAUGAAACUGAAAGGGAGAUGCGACGAGCAUAUAUGGAUGCUCACCAUUUGAUUGUUGAUGAUUGUGAAAUCAUAGUUGAUUACAACAGACAGCAAUUGAUGCCUGGAUGGAUUCCUAGAAGGCUAGGUGGUGGUCUUAGUGGCAAGAAGGAAUCAGGACAACUUCGUUUUGGGGGAAGAGAAAAACCAUUUCGUGCACCCUUGAAACCAAUCCCAUAUGAGGAGUUGAAGAAGCUUGGCAUCCCUCCUCCGCCUGAGGGAAGGUACAUGUCACGCUUUCAGGUACCAUCGCCUCCUAGAAGAGAAAGUAACCUUUCAGACAGGGAAGAAGACUCUCGUAGACAUAGAAGAGGGUCUGAUGACAGAAACAAGAAGGAAGAUUCCCUCAGAAGUUCAGUGGACAUGGAGGAAGGACACCACAGAAGAAGUGCAAGACACCCAGAUAAUGACCACUCACAUGGAAGAAGUUCAUUGGAGAGGAGUGGCGGUUACCAUGACAGGAGUUCAUCUGAGAAAAAACAUCGACACCUGAGAUCUACUGACAAAGACAAAAGGAGUUCAUCUGAAAAAGAAAGAUUUACUGAUAAAGACAAAAGGAGUCCAUAUGAGAAAGAAUAUGGGCACCGGCAUUCUAUGGACAAAGACAAGCAUUCUCAAAAGAGAAAAGAAAGAGAUGAUAUGUCUCAAAUGCAGCGAAAGUAUAGACACCAUUCCCGUGAGGACUAA
Messenger RNA from Sphenostylis stenocarpa, 1056 nucleotides. The record is from the annotation of a GenBank genome assembly. NCBI's taxonomy places the organism in Eukaryota, Viridiplantae, Streptophyta, Magnoliopsida, Fabales, Fabaceae.